This is a messenger RNA of Symbiodinium sp. CCMP2456, 732 nucleotides long. The record is from the annotation of a GenBank genome assembly. Lineage: Eukaryota; Dinophyceae; Suessiales; Symbiodiniaceae.
AUGGGCGAAUUCCUGUCGCUAUCGUCGCUCCGGGCUCCUUCUCGCCGCCGACUUUGCUUCACUUGCGCAUGUUCGAAGAGGCCCGUGAUGCUCUCGAGCGUGCCGCUUCAGGCCGCUUCGCCGUGGUUGGAGGUUACUUGUCGCCAGUCCAUGACUCCUAUGGCAAAGCUGGGCCCCCAGGUAACACUGGCGCCCUCGCAUCACCGCCUGAAGAUGGUGGAAGCUGCAGUUUCAGAUUCUGACUGGCUGAUGGCAGAUGGUUGGGAAUGCUCGUGCCAACAUACGUGGACUCCAACUGUGGAUGUCAUAUCCCAUUUUGCCGCCGAGCUUGCGAAGGUCAAGGUGUCUGUCGGCAAUUCCCGGAAACGGGCUGGCAACAUUCGGCUGGUAAUGCUGUGUGGUGGGGAUGUGCUUGAGUCCUUCAAUGCGACCAAAGAGAACGGCGACCGGGUAUGGCCAGAUGACGAGCUAGAGGUCAUUCUUGGACAGCAUGGCGUGGUGGUUGUUGGGCGGGAUGAUCAAGAUCUAGAUGCCUUUGUACAGCAGUGUCCACUGCUGGCUCGAUAUGCAGACAACAUCACCAUAGCGCAACCCCGGAUUCGCACAGGCAUCAGCUCCUCAGCCGUGCGGGCGCACUUAGCAGCUGGGGAAAGCAUUCGCUACCUCGUGCACGACAAGGUCUGGAGGUACAUCUUUCGGCACAGACUGAACGAGCUGCCUAACUGGCAGUGA